CGUAAAUAUGCUCGUUGUACACAUGGGAUGAGACUCAAAAUGUGGCGGCUUAUGUCAUGCAAGGCUACGAUGUAGCUGACCAAUAUUGAACCGAGCCCUUCGAUAUUUCAGCCUCAUACCCAGAAAUUCAAGCUCACCCAGCAAGUCGUCGCAAACAUGGCUACGGGGCGGCUGACGCCUCUUUUAAAUCGUUUUCGCGCGCGUGGCCCAUUCAUAAAGCAGACAUCAUUUAUUCUUUUCAAUUUUAUGACAUGGAUACCAGCUGUUAUAUGGUUUAACUCAAACGUGGGCGACAUCGUCUGGAUCCAGGGCGGUUCAAUGUACCCAUAUCUAAACACCGAUAUUAAUCGAACUACGAAGAAAGAUGCUUGCUGGAAUAGCAAAUGGGAGCCCUUGGAAGGUUUGAGAAGAGGAAUGAUUGUAUCAUUCUGGAGCCCACCCCACCCCGAGGUCGAAGCCGUCAAACGCGUGAUUGGCCUUGAAGGCGAUAUUGUUUUCACUCGAAAGCCGUUUCCAAACCCUCGUGCUACAGUUCCAGCAGGCCAUAUUUGGGUUGAAGGCGAUGGUGGCCAUAACGGAAAAGAGACGCUGGAUAGCAACACUUAUGGGCCAAUCCCUAUGAAUCUAGUUACGGGACGAGUUACAUAUUCGCUCUGGCCGUGGCGGACCUUUGGCCCUAUCAAUUGGUGGGAAUGGAAGCCAAAGACGAGGGUCAUCAAGGCGAAGCGACGAAUACGAUGAGGCUGGAGGAGAUAUACGCGGGUCUCUAUACUGAAGGGCGACGCCGAGCAAGGCAUAUACCGCUGCUCUACUAUCACCACCUCGGAUGGUAAAAUACCAGGGACCUCGGAACGGUGCAUUCAAUACUGUUGGCUAUGUCCGAGUUGCCCCGAGCGGACCCGAGCGACCUACAAUGGAGAAAGAACAACCAUUGCAGAUUGAGCUCUGCGUUGCGAUCUAGCAAAGGAGGACAUGCCAAGCUGUAGCAUCCGCCACAGAGAUUUUUGAGGGCGCAGAGACAGGUUGAGGUUGAUGGAACAGUGCCAUUGUAGGAUAGCAUCUUCUAGAGGGGCCGCAUUAUACGACUGUACUAUAGCGUGUCCUAAAAUGUAUUUAUGUUAACAAGAUUAAUAAUUGCACUGCAAUAUUCUGUACGGCGCUGUGUUAUUUGACCUGAUCAAUGAUAAAAUAUCC
Molecule: messenger RNA, 1194 nt
Organism: Pseudogymnoascus destructans
Lineage: Eukaryota; Fungi; Ascomycota; Leotiomycetes; Thelebolales; Thelebolaceae
Exons: 2
Coding region: 157-741 (194 amino acids)
Biological process (GO): mitochondrial respiratory chain complex assembly
Cellular component (GO): mitochondrial inner membrane peptidase complex; membrane
Molecular function (GO): serine-type endopeptidase activity
Source: RefSeq, a predicted model, not a curated record